AAACCCAACAAUAAUGGCGUCAAAAGGAUUGCCUAAGAUUCCCUUCCGUCUUGGAGAUAAGAAGAUCCACUUCCCCCAACAUGUCUUCACCCUCAUCCGCUCCCCAAAAAUUCGCCCAGACCAAGCCGCCUUCAGAGUCCCACUAAACGUCAACAAGUUCGACGUACGAGAUUACUUGUGGAACAUCUACGGCCUGAGGACCUACGCCGUCAAAUCCAUGAUCUAUGUCGGAAAGAUUUACAGAGCCAAGGCUUUCAACCCAAUCAAGGGCCAAUGGCAGGCACUGGACUGGAGAAGACGCUCAAGUCAGAAGAAGGUUAUCGUGGAUAUGGACAGACCGUUCGUUUACCCAGCAGCACCGGAGAAUUUGUCGCCAUACAACAAGUACCUGCACGACAUGAUCAGUAAGAUCAGAAGGACGCCGGGUGCAUUGAAAAAGGGAGUUAUUAAGCAUCCAAAGCUAAGGGAGCAGUUCAAGGAGGCCAGGGCAAAGCACCUUGCCGACCAGAAAGCAUUGAAGGACGAGGACACUGCAGCGGUGACAGCAGAGUAG
This is a messenger RNA of Saitoella complicata NRRL Y-17804, 553 nucleotides long. RefSeq lists its product as uncharacterized. Gene Ontology annotation, biological process: mitochondrial translation. Gene Ontology annotation, molecular function: structural constituent of ribosome. Bases 14 to 553 code for a protein of 179 amino acids. The record is from RefSeq and is a predicted model, not a curated record. Lineage: Eukaryota; Fungi; Ascomycota; Saitoellomycetes; Saitoellales; Saitoellaceae. The transcript has 2 exons. Gene Ontology annotation, cellular component: ribosome; mitochondrial large ribosomal subunit.